Messenger RNA from Patiria miniata (bat star), 1662 nucleotides. Its product is annotated as phosphotriesterase-related protein-like. Gene Ontology annotation, biological process: catabolic process. The record is from RefSeq and is a predicted model, not a curated record. The transcript has 7 exons. The coding region runs from base 592 to 1647 and encodes 351 amino acids. NCBI's taxonomy places the organism in Eukaryota, Metazoa, Echinodermata, Asteroidea, Valvatida, Asterinidae. Gene Ontology annotation, molecular function: hydrolase activity, acting on ester bonds; zinc ion binding.
GCCUUCGAUCAGGUGCAUGCCCCCCUUGAAAUGUUUGUGCACCUCAGAUGCACCCUCGUAACCCUAGUUGCGCCACUGGACCGAGGUAACGACUUAUGCGGACUGGACUACUUGAGAAUCUUUCGGGAAAACUUUUUUACAGGACACAAAACUUUUAACACACGCGGAUCUCGAAUUACUGAUAUAGACAGCAAUAUAAAUUUAGUACACGUGUUCGCCUGCAUUUUUCAAGUUUAGUGAAAAGUUCGAAAUUUACUCCAAAAAUUGCGGAAGCUCAGUUAAUGUGUUUCGAAACUUUUGUCAACGCGCUAGGUCAAAAGCUGUCCGAAUACGAUGUCAGUGUGCAAAUGAUGGUUCGCAUACUGACUCUCGAUUUCAGGGUGAACGGAUGAUGUAAUCUAUGUUUGUUUUCGGAUCAUACGGCUUAUUUGCUCCAGUGAUAAUAAAAGAAGCUCAAUGGUCAGUCUGUCAUUGUGCCAUUCUAUCCAUCGUGCGAUGUUACACAAUUGUCAUUCGGUGCAAUAGCUCAGCGUGGUGGCGUACAGGGUUUUGUGGAGGUCUGGACAAGCUUGAGAUCCACUGGAGAUCACAAUGGCAGAUGAACUCAAAGGAAAGAUACUAACAGUUCUCGGUCCUAUUGACCCAGUGGAUUUAGGCUACACCCUCAGCCAUGAACACCUGUACGCAGAUUUCACCUGUUACUACGAGGAGCCGACCUGCGACAAGGCCCGGGCCAAAUGUAAAUGGCCCAUCACAAUGGAUAACCUGUACUGGUUGCGCCAAAAUCCCUACAGCUUUCGGAACAGCUGUCUGCUGAUGAACGAAGACAGCGCCCUCAUCGACGAGCUGCUGUACCUGAAGGAGAACGGUUGCCAGUCUGUUGUCGAGCAGACGAUCUACGGGCUGGAUCGCAACGUGGGCAAACUGGUCGACUUCUCCAAAGCAUCGGGGGUGAACAUCAUCGCUGGAACAGGGUACUACUAUGCAAGCACGCAUCCAACAGAAGUCAACGGGAUGACCCAGGAAGAGGUUGAGAGGCUGUUGACCUCUGACAUCUUGGAAGGAGCUGAUGGUAGCGCAGGACGCUGUGGACUCAUCGGGGAGAUUGGCUGUUCAUGGCCAAUGACAGCUAACGAGAGGAAGAUUCUUCGCGCCACGGCCAGCGUGCAGUCUCAGCUGGGCUGCCCGGUCUCCAUCCACCCAGGCGCGGAUGCCAGGUCCCCCGAGGAAGCAGUCAGAGUCUUGCAGGAGGCUGGGGCGCAGGUGGACAAGAUCGUCAUGUGUCAUCUGGACACAUCUUUCUUCGCCCAAGAGUCUCUGCUUGAGUUUGCCGAGCUGGGCACCCUCCUGGAGUUUGAUUUCUUCGGCACAGAAGUGGCGCACUGCCAGUACAACCCGGAGAUCGACUCCAUGAACGACGGACAAAGAAUCCAGAUGAUCAAAUGUCUUGUGGAGGAAGGGCUGGAAGACAGAGUGGUCAUAUCUCACGACUUCCACGGAAGACAUCAAAUGAUGAAGUACGGUGGCCACGGUCUGUCUCAUAUAAGCCUCCAUGUCCUGCCCAAGAUGCGGGCCAGAGGUCUGUCCCAAGACGUCAUCGAUAAAUUCAUGAAGACCAACCCCCAGAGAUGGUUGACGUUCAACUGAGCCCACCAGCAAGUC